Messenger RNA from Gracilinanus agilis (Agile Gracile Mouse Opossum), 519 nucleotides. It is a transcript of the gene CACFD1, whose product is annotated as calcium channel flower domain containing 1. Gene Ontology annotation, biological process: vesicle-mediated transport. The record is from RefSeq and is a predicted model, not a curated record. The coding region runs from base 1 to 519 and encodes 172 amino acids. The transcript is spliced from 5 exons. Gene Ontology annotation, cellular component: membrane. NCBI's taxonomy places the organism in Eukaryota, Metazoa, Chordata, Mammalia, Didelphimorphia, Didelphidae.
AUGAGCUCUCUGGGAGGGGAGACCUCGUCGGGCGACGCCUCCUCUCCGCCCCCGCAGGACGACGGCAUGAUGUGGUGGUACCGUUGGCUGUGCCGGUUGGCAGGGGUCAUGGGGGGCAUCUCUUGUGCAAUUUCUGGCCUCUUCAACUGUAUCACCAUUCACCCACUCAACAUUGCAGCCGGUGUGUGGAUGAUGUUAAAUGCCUUCAUUCUUUUUUUGUGUGAAGCACCUUUCUGCUGCCAGUUCAUUGAGUUUGCAAAUACAAUUGCUGACAAGGCUGACCGGUUGAGGCCUUGGCAUAAGGCCAUCUUCUACUGUCUGAUGGCAGUUUUCCCCAUUGUCAUCAGCCUGACCCUGACUACCCUCCUGGGAAAUGCCAUUGCCUUCUCCACUGGUGUGCUUUAUGGACUUUCUGCACUUGGCAAAAAGGGUGAUGCAAUUUCCUAUGCAAGGAUCCAGCAGCAGAAGCAGCAGGCAGAUGAGGAAAAACUGACAGGAACCCUUGAAGGGGAGCUGUGA